Molecule: messenger RNA, 3499 nt
Organism: Apus apus (common swift)
Lineage: Eukaryota; Metazoa; Chordata; Aves; Apodiformes; Apodidae
Gene: SLC25A37
Product: solute carrier family 25 member 37
Biological process (GO): iron import into the mitochondrion
Cellular component (GO): mitochondrial membrane
Molecular function (GO): ferrous iron transmembrane transporter activity
Source: RefSeq, a predicted model, not a curated record
CCCGUCGGGUGCGGGCGGGAUGGAGCUGAGCUGCGGCGUGGGGGGCAGCGCGGCCGCCCCCCCGGGGCCCGGGCCCCCUCGUCCCGCCGCCGCCGUCCCCCCGGCAGCGCCCGCGGAGGGCGAGGAGUACGAGAGCCUGCCCAGCGGCGCCUCGCUGGCCACACACAUGAUGGCCGGGGCGGUGGCGGGCAUCAUGGAGCACACCGUCAUGUACCCGGUGGAUUCGGUCAAGACAAGGAUGCAGAGCUUGCAGCCGGACCCCAAGGCCCAGUACAGGAGUGUGUAUGAAGCUCUGAAGAAGAUUGUCCUUACAGAGGGUUUCUGGAGGCCUUUACGUGGGAUUAAUGUCACCAUGCUGGGGGCUGGCCCUGCCCACGCCAUGUACUUUGCCUGCUAUGAGAAAAUGAAAAAGUCUCUAAGUGAUGCCCUCCAGCAGGGAGGAAACAGCCACUUGGCCAAUGGUGUAGCUGGGAGUGUGGCCACGCUGCUCCACGAUGCCGUGAUGAAUCCUGCUGAAGUGGUGAAGCAGCGGAUGCAGAUGUUCAACUCGCCCUACAAGUCCGUCCUGGCCUGCAUGAGGACAGUGCAGAGGACAGAGGGCUUUGGUGCCUUCUACCGCAGCUACACCACCCAGCUCACCAUGAACAUCCCCUUCCAGGCCAUCCACUUCAUCACCUACGAGUUCAUGCAGGAGCAGAUCAACCCACGCCGUGACUACAACCCCCGUUCCCACGUCGUGUCCGGCGCCGUCGCGGGGGCCGUGGCCGCUGCUGCCACCACCCCCCUGGAUGUCUGCAAGACCCUCCUCAACACCCAGGAGAACAUGGCCUUGAGCUCGGUGAACAUCAGUGGGCAUCUCUCGGGCAUGGUGAAUGCCUUCAAGACUGUCUACCAGCUUGGGGGGGUGUCAGGGUAUUUCAGAGGGGUGCAGGCACGUGUCAUCUACCAGAUGCCCUCAACAGCCAUCGCCUGGUCGGUCUAUGAGUUCUUCAAGUACUUCCUCACCAAGCACAAGCUGGAAAAAAGAACAUCUUUGUGAAGGACUUGGAGAGGGUGACCACGAGCCUCCUGUGUCCCCUCUGUCCACGUGCCAGCUCCAGGAACAUCCCAGGUUUCUGGUGGCCUCGCAGCUGACGUCCCUCCCUAGGGAAGGAGGGAUUCAAGUGCUCCUCAGUCACCCUCUGCCCCCUUCCCUUGCUUAAACAGUGACAUAGUUUAUAAAAGACUUACAAUAAUAUAUUUAAUAACUUUAUUUUGGAGAAGUGAAAUUGCUAAACUGAUAUUUUUCUCUGAAGAAGUUGGAAGAUGUAGUUUACUCCUCCCCAAGGCUUAGGUUAAACAGCCUAAGCUGGGGUUGUUUUUUUUACAGCAAAGAAACAAAAGAUCCUGUCACAGAAGUUACUUUUUUAAUAUAAAUAUAAAAUAGAUGGAUAAUGUUUAUCCUUUUAUUUUUCUAUGUAGGCAUUUGGUUUGUUUUUUAAGUACCAUGACAGCUAGAUGCUGAGCUGUUGAAAAAGGGCUAAAUUCUUCCAUCCUGUGUAAGGAAGACACAAAAGCAUUUAUUUUUAUAGCCAGGUUGGCUUUAAUUAUUAGCAUUUAACCCCCAAAUUGUGGCCUGGGUUCUCCUGGGGAUGUCCAGGUACUUGGGAGCCCCUUGAGAUGUGCUGAGAUGGAAGAGAAGGAGUGGGGACACCACUUUGGGAGGCUGUAGGACACCAAGGAGGGCACCCAGCUUGCUUUUUUGGGGGGGAAAUGAUCAGUUUUAUUUUUUUUUUACAAGGAGAUUUUAAAACCAAAAUGUAGAUUUUAAAGACUAGUAUUUUGGGGUUUGCAAACACUUCUUUUUUUUUUUUUAAAGGUACAUUUUUAUGGUGUGUGAUAGCUGAACAGCCUUCAUCCUCCCUUAAUUUAUUCCUGUUUUCUUUCUCACUGAAGCUCUGCUCCUUGCAGGAGUGACCAUGCCCAUCAGCUGGGGUGGCAGUGGGGGGCACAGAGCUGCUGUGUCCCCAGGGUGGGACCUGGAACUUCUGUUUACAGACCAUCUGUGGAGUCACAAAGGUCCCAUCCAGGCAGCACCAACCCAGCAGUGAAGACCCUGGGCAACUUCUCUGCAGCACCAAAGCCACGUGCUGGGACAAUAACCUGCUCAUCCCUGGUGGGGAGGAGAAUAAACCAAACCCCAACCUGGAGAAGCUCCUGGUGCCAUGGGUUUGGUUUAGCUGCUGAGCUUUCUGGUGGCCUGGGGAGGGCUGGCAGAGCAAGGCCUCCUCUUGGGAAUGGCUCUUCCAAACCCAAAUGCAUCCUUUAGCCAGGUACUUGGGUGAUCAGUAGCUAAUGAGGGGCCUGGAUCUGUUCAUAGAAGUCCCAGGACACCAGCUGGUUCAUCUCCAUCCUCCCUGGAGCUUGUCCUGCCAGCAGCAGCUUGAUGGCUCCAGCUGGUGGAGAUGGGCUUGUUGGCACUGGAGGGGGUGACUGCCAUGGCUGGCAAUGUCCCUGUGGUGCCACCAAGCAGAGCUAAUCCUUUUCCUCCCUUCCUUGGAGAAGGGAAAUCCAAGAGCACCUCUGGGGGUGCUGCACGUGCCUUCUUGAACCUUAACCUUGCACCACUGGAGGUGGUGAAGCUGAGCUUCUUGAUGCCUUUUGUUGUCCCUUCAGCUGAAUGAAUCACUGUGUCAAAUGUGUCUUCAGGUGUCAAAAGUUGUGAGCUUGAGGCCUCUGCUCUGGGUGGUGCAGCUGGGGGGAAAAAAAAAGCCCUUGGAACUCUCCCUGCUCGUGGAGAUCCUCAGGGCUGGAGGUCUUUGAGCCAUGGGUGGCUUUUGAUUGACUGGAGAAACUGGAGAGUCUCCUCCAGGAGCCAGAACUGCACAAAAUCUUUCCAUCACAGGUGGGCACGAACACUUAAGAUGAAAAUAUUGGGUCACUUUAAUAUGAAAAAAGAGGGAAACUGUAGCAGGUGGAGAGAGGUGACAGCUGCCAGUGUGACCUGGCCAGCUUGGGAAGUGGUCCCCAGUGUGUCAUCCUCUUCCUCUGGUCACUUAGCUUUAAUGUUUCUGCCUUCUGGAUUUACCCCAGGUGUCUGAUCAAACCAGAACUCCCACUCUGCAACUGGGAACGUGCCCAGUUGGUGGAAUUAUUGCAGGGAUCUCCUGUGUCUUACAAGUUUCCUGCUGGGGAUGGUGCUGGGUCCCCAGGUGGAAGCCCCUUCACCAAAGCUCCUUGUCUCUUCUGGCUUUGCAGUUGGGAAGUUGGAAUUUAACCUGGGAUGUGAAACAUUUUCUGCUGCUUUGUCUGCACCAAACGCACAUAUAAUGGAAGGGGGAGGAUGAGUAAAUUUUUGCAGUUCCUAUUUUUAAAUAGCUGUAUAUUUUGUUGGUUUGGCCUGCCUUGGAAUUUGGUGUCGUUUUCCUCCAAUGUAUAUUUAACACUGCAGGAGUUGGUUUGUGAAAUGCUGCUACAGUUGUAUCACUGGAGCUCGAGGAAAUAAAGUUGUUCUGAUUUA